This is a messenger RNA of Anas platyrhynchos (mallard), 1393 nucleotides long. It is a transcript of the gene IFT46, whose product is annotated as intraflagellar transport 46. NCBI's taxonomy places the organism in Eukaryota, Metazoa, Chordata, Aves, Anseriformes, Anatidae. Gene Ontology annotation, biological process: cilium assembly; intraciliary transport. The record is from RefSeq and is a predicted model, not a curated record. Gene Ontology annotation, cellular component: intraciliary transport particle B; microtubule organizing center; motile cilium.
CGCUCUAGGCGGCUGGCGACCAGCGAGGUUGUUGCCAUGGCGACGGCGGGGGGCGCCUCAGUAGGGCGGCGGGCAGCGGCGGCGGCGGGGGGCAGCGGGGCCGGGCCGCGCUCCGCCGCCCAGCACCGGGUGCUGGAGAACCGGCCGUACGACGAGAGCCUCGAGCUGCCCGCGAGCGAUGAAGCCGGCAGCCCCAGCCCCCCGAGGGGCUCGGCCGGAGGUGGCCCGGACGGUGAGGACGCGGCGGCACCGCCCGGCCUCAGCGAGGAUGAGGAGGACUCGGAGGAGUCCUCAGGGAGCGACUCGGAGGACGAUUCGGAGGAGCACGGAGCCCCCCCGGAUGGUGACUACAACCUAGCCGAGUAUGACUACCUGCAAGUAUCGCCCGAAAUUAAGGAACUCUUCGAGUACAUCAGGAGGUACACUCCAAAAAUGAUAAACAUUGAGCACAAGCUGCUGCCUUUUAUUCCAGACUUUAUUCCUGCUGUUGGAGACAUCGAUGCGUUCCUCAAGGUCCCACGUCCAGAUGGCAAGCCUGAUAACCUCGGCUUACUGGUCCUCGAUGAGCCGUCAACGAAGCAGUCAGAUCCCACAGUGCUUUCUCUUUGGCUAACAGAGAAUUCCAAACAGCACAACAUCACACAGCAGAUAAAAGUGAAGAGUGUGGAAAAUGCAGAAAAGAACCCCAAAGCCAUUGACAGCUGGAUUGAAAGUAUCAGCGAACUGCACCGCUGCAAACCUCCGGCCACUGUCCACUACACCCGGCCCAUGCCUGACAUAGAGACCCUAAUGCAGGAGUGGUCACCAGAAUUUGAGGAGCUCUUGGGAAAGGUGGGCCUCCCAACUGCAGAGAUGAACUGUGACCUGGCUGAAUACGUUGACAUGAUAUGUGCCAUUCUGGACAUCCCCGUGUACAAGAGUCGGAUCCAGCCUCUGCAUUUGCUUUUCUCGCUCUACUCAGAGUUCAAGAACUCGCAGCAUUUCAAGCCUAUGGCUGAAGGGAAGAAGGCCAGGAGCUCCCCGUCCAACACACCUUCACAAGGAGCAGAAGUGGAAGUAUUGAGCUUCACUUGAAGCUUUGCGUUAAACCUUCAUCUCUCCGAUCAAGAUCUGCUGCUCAACAUAAAGAUUUGACCAAAGCAACGCGUGAAGCAACGCAACAUUUCAGAAGCAUCCCUUAUUUUAUAGAUCCUGCAGAGCUGCUUUGCAUUCAUAGAGUAGAUUUUGAGUCUUCACGUUUAUAGCAGAUGCUAAUACCUUAAUUUUGAGUUGUCUCCAUGGAGUACAGCAUUAAACUCUAUUCCAAAUGACAAACUGUGGAUGCUGCAGAACUGAGGCUUGCAGAGUGUAACACUGCAGCAUGUAGGAAUAAAUUCCAUGCUCUGACACAAAA